GUAUAAGUAUGCGUAUGAGUAGGAGAGAGUGGUUGCGUUUUGUCUUUGCCAUUUUCUAUUUUAUCCUAUCUCUAAAAUAUCUAAUACCUACUUACUUACCUACAAUAAUCAAAAAUGGACGCCUUCAAGCAGAACCUCGAGAACGUCAAGUCUAAGGGCAAGGAUUACUAUGACAAGAUGAUGAAUCAGGCUGGAGACUCCGGAUCCAACUACACCGGCCAAGCCAAGGACAAGGCGGACGACAUCAUGAACAAGGCAAAGGAUCACACCAAGGAUACCAUUCCGGAGUCGAAGGGCGAUCAUUAACUGUCCCUCCUCUCGUCUCUCUAUCUACUCUACUUUACUUUACUUUCUUUACUUUACCCCACUCCAAUAAAUAAUCAUCGAGAAAUAAAUACGAUCCAAAGAUGAAAGACCCUCGUUCAUAUAAUAAACAAACUCUGAUUUCAUUCAAAUUUUGGAAAAGGAAAUAACCCGAAUAUGUAUCACGUGAAAAUAACUAACUAC
Aspergillus heteromorphus CBS 117.55 is the source of this 507-nucleotide messenger RNA. RefSeq lists its product as uncharacterized. The transcript has 3 exons. NCBI's taxonomy places the organism in Eukaryota, Fungi, Ascomycota, Eurotiomycetes, Eurotiales, Aspergillaceae. The record is from RefSeq and is a predicted model, not a curated record. The coding region runs from base 115 to 306 and encodes 63 amino acids.